Molecule: messenger RNA, 549 nt
Organism: Knipowitschia caucasica
Lineage: Eukaryota; Metazoa; Chordata; Actinopteri; Gobiiformes; Gobiidae
Source: the annotation of a GenBank genome assembly
AUGCUGGAGAACCCCCUCCACCCUCUCUACGAGCUCGACUGGGUGGAGGGGGUUCUCCAGCAUUUGCACCAGGCCACGGACCCAAACAACACCCCCCUGUUUAAGCCCUCCAUGCUGCAGUGUUGGAGGAUUCAGUGGGUCCACAUCCUGCGCAGCUGCCUGAGUGACCCUGAGGUAGAGGGCGGGAUACUGUACCGUCACGGAGGAACUCUGCAGCUAAACCACGUGUCUAGAGAGGGUGCAAAGGUCCCUGCCUGGAUCCCCAUCCGUGGCACCUCGCAGCAGGAGGGCUAUCAUUUCCAGCAGGCCCAGUGGAUGACGGGAACACAGGCCUCCUCAGAGCUGUUCCAGGCCCAAGGCCUAACAGGAGUGUGCCGCUGGAACUUUCAGCGCCUGGUGGACCUAAAGCAGCCUGGUGUGUGUCUGCCUUCAGUGUUUGAUCCUGCCCUCAUGCAGUCUGUGAACACUGUCUCCAAAUGCGUCAGGUUUGGGCUUGAGUAUGCAGAGCCAGAAUGUCGUCCUGUCCCUUUAGACUGGGACAAACAUUAA